CCACGUCUACUAGAGUGUGUUGUAGUCUAUAUGUGGAAACCAGGUACAAGAAAGAUGAAUUCAGCUAAAAUCAAGCUUUUGCGCUGUGAGUCCUGACGGAGUGUUUGCUUCUUUCUUCCUUGGGAUCUGAGUGGCCAGCAUCUCCAGAAUGGCAGACUGGUUUUAAAAGCAGACUGACAGUAAUCUCACAGCAGCAGAGGCGCUGACAGUCUACAUUAGUUUAUCCUGGUCACCCUCACCUAUACAAUCCGUUGGAUUUCCCUCCCUCCAUCCUCUCUCUUUGAGAAUGGAUGGUAAGCAGUCUCUUCAGGGCAGCACGAACUCCUCCUACAUUCCCACUGCCAUCUCCUCCAUGUCUGACGAAGAGCAUUCAGAAGGUGAGGCGGCGGGGGACGACACUUCCCCAUUGCUGUCCCGACUGCAGCCAGCGGGACCCCUGGAGACCCGUCGCUGCCCGGAGGACUCCUACAAUCUAGUGUACAUCAUCUUCUUCCUGAUGGGCAUCGGCUCUCUGCUGCCCUGGAAUGUCUUCAUCACAGCCAAACAGUACUGGCUGUACAAGCUCAGUAACAACUCCAGCCCCGCUGGUCAGGAGGAACCUCACAAUGACCUCAGCGAUUACUUUGAGAGUUACAUCUCCAUCGCUUCCACAAUUCCAUCAGUGCUGUGUCUCAUCCUCAACUACCUCCUGGUCAACAGGUUGUCCUCUCGGGUCCGGAUACUGUUCUCUCUCCUGGUGAUCUUGGUUGUGUUUGUGGUGACCACAGUGCUGGUGAAAGUGGACAUGUCUGGCUGUAGGAUGCAGUUUUUUGGGGGUACUCUGGCCAGUGUGGCGCUGGUCAGUGGGGCGUCCAACAUCUUCUCUGGCAGUGUGUUCGGUAUCAGUGGCCAUUUUCCUAUGAGGAUAUCUCAAGCUAUAAUAUCAGGUCAGGCCAUGGGCGGCACUUUGAGUGCAUUGGCGUCGAUAGUAGAUCUGGCUGCCUCAAGUGACGUGACCGACAGCGCACUGGUGUACUUCAUCACAGCUGACGUCUUCACUGUUAUCUGUAUCAUCAUGUACCUGCUGCUGCCCAUACUGCCUUACUCGAGAUAUUACAUGGACUUGGCUGCUGCCCCCUUUAGUGAGUCUAACAGCCACACCAGCAGCUCAGACUCGUCAGACGUAUCCGUGCCCCCCCUCAGACCCAUCCUGAAGAAGACCUGGGUGCUGGGCGCCUGCGUCUUCUACGUUUUUUUCAUCUCCAUCAUGAUUUUCCCGGCCGUCUCCUCGGGAGUCCAGUCAAUGAAUAAAGACUCUGGAAACCCUUUGACUACCACAUACUUUGUGCCUCUGACUAGUUUUUUACUGUACAAUGUUGCAGACUUCUGUGGCCGCCAGGUCACGGCCUGGUUGCAAGUGCCGGGUCCGACCAGUCGCGUGCUGCCAUUACUGGUCAUCUCCAGAACCGUCUUAGUUCCUCUGUUCAUGUUCUGCAACUAUCAGCCGCGGUAUCACCUGCACAAUGUAUUUUUUGCACAUGACCUCUUCCCCGUGGUCUUCAUCUGUCUGCUUGGGAUUUCUAACGGGUACCUGGGCACACUGCCCAUGAUCUACGGGCCCAAAGUCGUGCCGCGGGAGCUGGCUGAACCUGCAGGUGUCGUCAUGUCCUUCUUCCUCACGCUUGGGCUAGCUGUGGGUUCAGCCGUCUCUGUGGCGCUCGUUCACUGUAUCUGAGUCUGUAAGACAGGCUGCCCUUCAGACUUUUAAAAGGAUUGCCUCAGGACUGAUCAUUUACACUACAGCACACCAUUUUUUUCUCAUAUUUUUUUGUUACAGUUUUUAUGCAUUUUAAUGGUCCUAAUGACAUGUAUAGGUUUUUUCUUUAUUUUAUUCUUUUACUUUUUUUAUUUUUAUUGUCAUCUUUUAAUAGAAUAUAUGUGGUCAUGUUCGGGGCCAAUUUAGACCUUUUAUAAUAAAAUAUUUGUAUAAAAAGAA
Molecule: messenger RNA, 1975 nt
Organism: Rhinichthys klamathensis goyatoka
Lineage: Eukaryota; Metazoa; Chordata; Actinopteri; Cypriniformes; Leuciscidae
Gene: slc29a3
Product: solute carrier family 29 member 3
Exons: 7
Coding region: 287-1714 (475 amino acids)
Biological process (GO): nucleoside transmembrane transport
Cellular component (GO): plasma membrane; Golgi apparatus
Molecular function (GO): nucleoside transmembrane transporter activity
Source: RefSeq, a predicted model, not a curated record